Tyto alba (common barn owl) is the source of this 2043-nucleotide messenger RNA. RefSeq names its product purinergic receptor P2X 1 (gene P2RX1). Gene Ontology annotation, cellular component: plasma membrane; nuclear inner membrane. Bases 70 to 1242 code for a protein of 390 amino acids. NCBI's taxonomy places the organism in Eukaryota, Metazoa, Chordata, Aves, Strigiformes, Tytonidae. Gene Ontology annotation, biological process: monoatomic cation transmembrane transport; response to ATP. The record is from RefSeq and is a predicted model, not a curated record. The transcript has 12 exons. Gene Ontology annotation, molecular function: extracellularly ATP-gated monoatomic cation channel activity; purinergic nucleotide receptor activity; ATP binding.
CACGGCCCGACCCACAGCACGGAGAGCAGCGGGGCUGGCGGGAGGCUGCGGCACAGCCCUGGUGCGACCAUGGGGCAGAAGUGCAUGGAGAAGGUGUCCUCCUUCCUCUUUGAGUAUGACACCCCCAGGAUGGUGCUGGUGAGGAACAAGAAGGUGGGACUGACCUUCCGGCUGAUCCAGCUCAUUGUCCUGGCGUACAUCAUCGGGUGGGUUUUCCUCUACGAGAAGGGCUACCAGUCUCAGGACAGCAUCGUCAGCUCGGUGUCGGUGAAGCUGAAAGGCCUGACACUGACCAAUGAGAGCGUCAUGGGCCCUCACAUCUGGGAUGUGGUGGAUUAUGUUUUCCCACCCCAGGGGGACAGCUCAUUCGUGGUGAUGACCAACUUCAUUGUCACCCCUGGACAGAAACAAGGAAACUGCCCUGAGCUGCCGGACGCCGGGCUCUGCGUGCGGGACAGCGACUGCAGCAAAGGGAAAUACAGCCGGCAGGGACAAGGGCUCAUGACGGGCAAGUGUGUGCAUUUCAACACCUCUGUGAAGACCUGCGAGAUCUUUGGCUGGUGCCCCGUUGAAGUUGAUGACCAUGUUCCCAGCCCUGCCCUCUUGUCAGAAGCGGAGAAGUUCACCUUGUUCAUCAAAAACAGCAUUACCUUCCCCAGGUUCAAGGUGUCCAGGCGCAACUUGGUUGAGACCGUUACCAAACAGUACCUGAAGAAAUGCACCUAUCACAAAGUCACUGAUUCCCUAUGCCCUGUGUUUGACCUGGGAUACAUAGUGAAGGAAUCGGGUCAGAAUUUUACCUUCCUGGCUGUUAAGGGUGGAGUGGUAGGCAUCACCAUAGACUGGAACUGUGACCUUGACUGGCCUGUCCGGUACUGCAAACCCAUUUACCAGUUCCACGGACUUUACAAUGAUGACAGUAACGUUUCACCAGGCUUCAACUUCAGAUAUGCCAAAUACUACAAAGAAGACGGGGUGGACAAGAGGACUCUCUACAAGGUGUUUGGGAUCCGGUUCGACAUUUUGGUGAAUGGCAAGGCAGGCAAAUUUGACAUCAUCCCGACUAUGACCACAAUUGGCUCUGGAAUAGGUAUUUUUGGAGUGGCCUCUGUCCUCUGCGACCUGCUCCUGCUGCAUUUUCUCCAAGGACGGGACUAUUACAAGCAGAAGAAAUUCAAAUACGCAGAACAAGAGCCCUCAAAGUCGCAUAAGAAGGAAAAGGAGCUGGACAAUACGCAGUGAGAGGUGAGUGGUGCUUCCCCAGCCCUGAUAGCAUACGGCUGGCAGGGGUGGGGGCUAUGGGUCUCAAGGGCCUUCCCCUGGGAAGGCAGCAGGGCUCCAGGGAAGGCAAGGGGGAAAUCUGAGCUGUGGGCUGUAAUAUUUAACCUGGGGCCAGCAUUUCCCAGAGCAGGCAAGCGCACGGGAUGUGGGACUGACGUCGCAUCUUCGACGGCAGCAUCGCUUGAAGAGGGGCAGUGGGGGGCAAGACACCAGAAAUCACUGCGCACCUCUCUCUCGGCAGAAUCCACACUGACUGACAAACCUGCACCCUCUUCCUCCUCCUCUCCUAAAACACGGUUGUCAUCCCCUGUCACCACCCGGCACCAGCCCCAGGACCAGCAGGAGCAGUGUCCGACCCCGGCUCAUGGGACGGUGGGGCCCUGCAGCCAGGGCAGGGGCCGGCCGGCCGGGACACGCUGCGAUGCUGCGCGUGGGUUAAACCAGGGGACCCUCCGGGCCCUCCUGCUGCAGGGCACUGGGCUUUGCUGCCUUUGCAGAUACUUCCAAAGGGCUCCCGCUGCGCCCUGCCUGCUGUGCUGGGGCUGUGGCAGAGCAUCCCCCACCCAAAAAGCCCCUCGGGACAACAUCACUGCCUCUCCUUCCCCAGUGGCACCCUUGGAGAGCUCCAAAUUGAGGAGAGGAGGAGGGAAGGAGAGCUGGCAAGGACCAGGCCCUCAGCAUGGGAGAAAAGUGGUUAUUUUGUAAGGAUGUAUUUUAUUAAAAAAAAAAAAAAAAAAAAAUAAACCUUUAGUUUUUCUACUA